Molecule: messenger RNA, 984 nt
Organism: Corvus hawaiiensis (hawaiian crow)
Lineage: Eukaryota; Metazoa; Chordata; Aves; Passeriformes; Corvidae
Gene: POLR2D
Product: RNA polymerase II subunit D
Exons: 4
Coding region: 28-456 (142 amino acids)
Biological process (GO): positive regulation of translational initiation; nuclear-transcribed mRNA catabolic process, deadenylation-dependent decay; mRNA export from nucleus in response to heat stress
Cellular component (GO): RNA polymerase II, core complex; P-body
Molecular function (GO): nucleotide binding; translation initiation factor binding
Source: RefSeq, a predicted model, not a curated record
CGCCCUUUCCGCCGCGGCUUUCCGGUGAUGGCGGCGGGCGGCAGCGACCCGCGGACGGCAGAUGUGGAGGAGGACGCCUCGCAGCUCGUCUUCCCCAAAGAAUUUGAAACUGCAGAAACUCUUCUGAAUUCCGAGGUGCAUAUGCUGCUUGAGCAUCGCAAGCAGCAGAACGAGAGCGCAGAGGAUGAGCAGGAGCUGUCAGAAGUGUUCAUGAAAACCUUGAACUACACAGCACGCUUCAGCCGCUUCAAAAACCGCGAAACCAUCGCCAGCGUGCGCAGUUUACUACUCCAGAAGAAGCUCCAUAAGUUUGAAUUGGCAUGUUUGGCUAACUUGUGUCCUGAGACAGCUGAGGAAGCAAAAGCUCUGAUUCCUAGCCUGGAGGGCCGGUUUGAAGAUGAAGAAUUACAACAGAUUCUCGAUGACAUUCAGACUAAACGCAGCUUCCAGUAUUAAGGUUAACCCUCAGCCCCUUUAUCUGAGCAGAAAAACCUGAGGACUUGGGCUGUUUCUCAGCCCUUUGGAUCAGUCCAGCUCCUGGCUGAGUGAGGGUGGUUGUGGAUGCAGGGUACUCCAGUGCUGUGUUGCCACAGGUGCAUGCAGACUGGAGAUCAGCACCAUCCUUUUGGUUUGUUCCAUGUGUAUGUUGGCAAGGACCCCCUGUAUUGUGAGAGCAAAGAACCUGAAAGGCCUUUUCCCAGAGGCUGAAGUAUUUGUUUCUUCCCUAAUCCCUCUCCACAGUUUGUAAAUUUUCAACGUUUUUGGUUUUUAGCAGAAAUAUAGAUGUGAUUUCGUGGUUUUUAGGAACUUCUAAAGGAUGGGGAAACUUGUUCUUGGUUCUCAGAAGGUUCAGUGAUUGGCAGCAUCAAUUUCUGUGGGUUUUUUGUUUCUUUGUUUUAUUGUUUGAUUGGGACAGCGAACUUUUACAGCUUCAAUAUUUUCCUAUUAUUGUUUAGUGUAAAUUAAAAAAUAUUUUUAAUUAAA